This is a messenger RNA of Durusdinium trenchii, 1233 nucleotides long. The record is from the annotation of a GenBank genome assembly. Lineage: Eukaryota; Dinophyceae; Suessiales; Symbiodiniaceae.
AUGAAGCCAUCGCAGGACGCAUGUGCCGCGGCCGCGCGAAGCAUCACGGAAGCAGAAGUGUUCAUUUUCCGCCUCCCGGAUCAAUGGCUGACUGCUUGGGCGGUUGUUGGGCUUGGGCUUGACAUCAAUGGCGCCGGGUGGUCCGCCGACAGCGGCCUGGCGGUCUAUGCGGACGUGGCCAAGGACAUUUGUCAGCCACAUUGGCUCUUCAAAGAGCCGCAGCUCUUCUGGGGAUUCUGGGGACAAUGUUACAACGACUACCGCCUCACGGAUCCGCACGAAGGCUAUGAGAUGGUGCACCACUGGGUGGGGAAGCUCUUCCGACACACGAAGGUCGCCAAGGAGCUCCAGCAGCGGUGUCCCUACGAAGUGAAAGGACGUGCAGGUGCCUUUCACGUCUUCACGUCCAAUGUGGAUGCGCACCACUAUGAUUGGUUCCCCGCCUGUGAGAUCCGCGAGUGCCAUGGCAAUACUGAGAUUUACCAAUGUCCGGGCAUUUGGCGCGCUCCCUUGGAGUAUCGUUUCCAUGUGGACAAAGAGACCAUGCUUGCUCCAAAGGAAGCGCCCGAGGAGGCCUUCGAAGUUGAGACGAACCAUUGGGCGCCACCCCAAGGGGAUGAGGACCCCAUGUCGACCGUGCCCCGUGUGGGUCGAGUCACAGGAUCUGCGCGGCGCCACACGCUGCGCUUCAUGCGAAGCGGCGCGGUGGUGGCCGAGAGCCCCGCGAGCGCCGCCAAGCGCGGCUUCGCCGCCAACCACCCGGUUUGCCCAGAAUGUGGUGGCCCUGCACGACCGGCUAUCUUGAUGUUUGGUGAUUAUUCUUGGCGAGACAAUGAUGCUCAGGAGGACCGCUGGGAGACCUGGCUGGAUCAGGUCAACGACUUGGCCACGGAGCGGACCGCUGACUUCAACCCACUGCGUGUGGCUUUGCUGGAGGUGGGCGCAGGCAACAAUGUCACCACCGUCCGCAGCCGCAGCGAGCACAUUUUGAGGGACCUGGUGGAGAAAGGCGCUGAAGCCAAGCUGCUGCGCGUGAAUCCUGACUUUCCGCUUGUGGGAAAUCGGGAUCUGGAGCCACACACCAUCAGCUUGAUGGGUCGGGGUUUGGAAUCCUUGCGCCUCAUCAAUGCCUUCAUGGGCACCAACUCCUUUGGCCUCACCGAGUGCCCACCACCUCCGCCGGACAUGCCGCCGCCGCCGCCGGACGCGCCGCCGCCCAACCCGGGCGCGUGA